Molecule: messenger RNA, 2058 nt
Organism: Torulaspora globosa
Lineage: Eukaryota; Fungi; Ascomycota; Saccharomycetes; Saccharomycetales; Saccharomycetaceae
Gene: BUD14
Product: protein phosphatase regulator BUD14
Exons: 1
Coding region: 1-2058 (685 amino acids)
Biological process (GO): establishment or maintenance of actin cytoskeleton polarity
Cellular component (GO): cell tip; microtubule cytoskeleton
Molecular function (GO): protein binding
Source: RefSeq, a predicted model, not a curated record
AUGAUCAAUUCUGGUUCGAAAGUUGGUACGACCUCCAUAGCGGCUAUUAUGACAUCGUUGUCGCCUCCAGGCCAGGGCCUGGAGAGCGGCAACCUCGCGAUGGAUGCUGAAAAUCAUGACUUACUGAGAGAUCCCAAUUUGGUUGAGAACUACUCUGAUAUCUUGGAGAAAAAGCCUAAUCGCUUUACCAAUGGAGGCGGGGGUAAUGGUAGCGAGACCGAUAAUGAAAGCGAGAGUGUUAGCGGGAGUGUUGUUGUGACGAGGAAUUCGGCUAAUUCGUCGCCACUGAAAAAUAGAGCCAGCUUGUUAAGUAAUACAUCAAGCCAUUACUCGGUGCAGUUGGGAAAACAUGGGCCUUUGCAGGAAGGAGAAUUGGAGAAAGGAGAAGAACAAGAACAAGAUGUACAGGAAGUGGAAGACGAGGGGGAAAUAAGGAAUGGGGAUUCUAUGAAAGAACUCGAGCUCGAUUCACCCAACGAUUCGAAGGACCAAACAAGCAUAGGUAGUAUGGACGUUGAUAAAUCUCCCACCGGAGAUAUGGCACAUGAAUACGAGUACUCAGACUCUGAUUUUGAGGAGAGUAUGGAAAAGAGGCUGCAUGACAUGAAUAAUAGCACUUCACUGGAUAAACACGAUGAUCGGAGCGAGAGCGAGCUUGAGGACCCAGUUCUACGUCUCUCGCUCUCUGAGGUCGAAGGAUCUGAGAGCGAUGGCGAGCUGGCGGAGGAAACGAGAAGUUUGACUUUGGGGUCGGAUGGGGACUCUGAAGCGGAUUCAGAGCUCGAUGAGUAUCAACCGCUUACACCACCAAAGGAAUUGGACCCGGAAAAGCUAUAUGCCCUGUAUGCUUUCAAUGGUCCUGACCCAUCACACUGUCAACUGAAACAGGAUGAAUCAUGCACAUUACUGAAUGAUCAAGAUUCGUACUGGUGGCUGGUCAAACGAUCACAGGACAGUAAAAUUGGCUUUGCGCCAGCUGAGAUCUUAGAGACAUUCCCAGAGAGGUUAGCUAGGCUGAAUUGCUGGAAAAACGAGAAUAUGUCUUCUUCAUUGGAUGACUCUCCUAAGGCGAGUGAUAUUAAAAACUGCGAUGAGUUAGUCAAUGGAAAAGAUAAGGAAUCUUCUUCGUUAGAAAACUAUAUGAAGAACAGUAAAUCUGUUAGUUUCAACGAUGUAGUCAGCUAUGCCGAUCGCUUCAUUGAAGCAAAUGACGAUGCCGAGGAUUAUGAUACUACACAUUACGACCAGUUUUCGGAGGCUAAACUGAAGCUGACCCGUUUUCCAGAUGACGAAGAAAUGAGCGAGGUUGUGAGCGAUGUUUCAUUCAACACUGCGGCGAUGACUCCCCUAACUGUUGAAAAAAUUAGGCGACCUAGAGCUCAUCCCGUGGAGGAAGCCAUUACGACAUCCACGACGAUGAGUUCUCAAAAUGAGUCUGACCUACGAAGGGAGGCAAACCGGGCAGUGAGGGAAGAGAGCGAUGAUCUGCGUAAAAUAUUUGAAGCACCCAUACCGCCCUUUAGCAAGACCCAAUCCAGCAAUGGACCCAACAUGCAGCCUUCCAACUCAGAUUACUCAAUUUCGACCAUUGGAGAUUUUUCUCCCUCAUCUUCUGAAUGGACUAAUGAAUCACCACAACUUCAUGAUGCACAAUUCAACGCAGGCACUGAUACAGCUGCUAUCCCACCUUCCAGGGCAAUCCAAGAUUUUUCAAAAUACGUUGAAGAGGAACAGUCGGACGGAGAAGCCACAUCGAUAUGUAAGUCCGUCGAGUCAAACGCCGAUCUGGAUAAGAAGGCCAGCGAUACGGAAAACUUGCCUGAAAACAAGCAUGGCAGUCUGGUUUCGACAUCCUUUUCAUCUGAACAGAUAUUCCUGGACUCCGGUCGAGCCAACUCUUUCACUAGCAUCAAUAGCGCAACAUCUUUGUCAAGGCAGCACUCAAGCGCUCAAAGUUGUUCAACUAAACGUCAUCCAGUAAUCGAUCGACUAUACAACCCCGUUUUUGAUAAAAUGGAUGAACUAAUGGCACAGCUCGACGAGGUUGCCAGAGAGUAA